Messenger RNA from Pyrus x bretschneideri (Chinese white pear), 831 nucleotides. RefSeq names its product peptidyl-prolyl cis-trans isomerase CYP19-3. The record is from RefSeq and is a predicted model, not a curated record. The coding region runs from base 116 to 643 and encodes 175 amino acids. Gene Ontology annotation, molecular function: peptidyl-prolyl cis-trans isomerase activity. Gene Ontology annotation, biological process: protein peptidyl-prolyl isomerization; protein folding. NCBI's taxonomy places the organism in Eukaryota, Viridiplantae, Streptophyta, Magnoliopsida, Rosales, Rosaceae. The transcript has 2 exons.
CCCAUCCCCUUGCGCCUCUAUAUAAACACACCUUAAACCCUGACCUCUCAUCUCAUCUUCUUCACUGUUCGUCUCCAAUCCAAAUCUCAUCUUCAGAUUGGAAGUUGUACAGAAAAUGUCGAACCCGAAAGUUUUCUUUGACAUAUUGAUCGGAAGGAUGAAGGCGGGUCGAGUUGUAAUGGAGUUAUUUGCUGAUAAAACCCCGAAAACUGCUGAAAAUUUCCGUGCUCUUUGCACCGGAGAUAAGGGGAUUGGAUUAUCAGGGAAGCCACUGCACUUUAAGGGAUCCACAUUUCAUCGCAUUAUCCCGAACUUCAUGUGCCAGGGCGGAGAUUUCACAAGAGGCAACGGAACUGGGGGAGAGUCGAUUUAUGGGGCGAAAUUCGCAGAUGAGAACUUCAACUUGAAGCAUACUGGCGCUGGAAUUUUGUCCAUGGCGAAUUCUGGACCUAAUACGAACGGUUCACAGUUCUUCAUUUGCACCGCGAGCACACCUUGGCUUGACGGAAAGCACGUUGUGUUUGGAAAAGUUGUCGAUGGAUACAGUGUUGUUGAGAAGAUGGAAAAGGUGGGUUCAGAGCGUGGGACUACUUCUGAACCUGUUGUGAUCGAAGAUUGCGGUCAGAUAAAAGAUGAGUGUUGAUGUUUGAAUAGUUGGGGAAGUUUCAAGUAACGUCAUAGCUUAGGGUUGCUUUUAGGACUAGUUAGUUUCAAGUUUCAAGCAAAAAUUGUGUUUUCUUUGAGAAAAGUGAUGUAAUGCAAAUAAUACCUUGAAUGGAUGUAUAUUUUCUUAAAUGCUUCGAAUGUGUAUAAUCGGGGCGGUUAUUUAUC